UUUCUUUAUUUUAUUUUUUAUCUGGCAUGUACUCGUAAAGUUGAUUGUGUUCGAGGGUGUAGUCAGGGUUCUACUGAGCAGACGACACAAACACACUUAUUCUUCAGAAAUUUCGAUUUUUUUUACUAAUCAUCUUCCACAUCUAAUUGUACUAAGCCUUUCGAGAAUAAUGCCAGACGUGGAGCAAUUGCAUCUUGAAGAUGCCUUGGAGGACUCUCCUCAAGUAAGUGAAAAUAAAUCGGCGUAAAUAAUCUUUUUUUCGCCGAGGCUGAGGCCUAGUGUAGUAUUACUUGUACUAGUAGAAGAACUAGUAGAUUUUAGCUUAUUCAGUUUUCAGUUUAGUAUUCUUAUACUUAUAUCUUAUAAUUAUAAUUUACUUAGGGUCAUCUAUCACUUGAGCGUCGGUUAUGAAAAAAAUCAUGUUGGUCCCGUUUGAAGUGCUAUAAAGCAGCUUCUAGGGAGCUAUUUGUAGUAAAUUAUCAAUAACAAUAAUAAUAAUAAUAAUAAUAAUAAAGUUCAUUUCAAAAACACGCUUCAUCCCCAAAGGCUCGAAGCGCGGUACAAAGUCAACAAAAAAAAAAUCUAUAAUUAACCACAUUUAAAACAAACGCAACACUACAAAAACUAAUUACAAGCAUACAAUGGCAAAGUCUUUCUAGCCAUUUCAACCCUAAGCAACACAGCCAUUAUGCAUUAACUGGAAAAUAAGGUAGACAAUCAUCCCAGAAGGUGUUUGCGAAAUAGAUGUGUCUUUAAAUCGGUUUUAAAGGACUCCAGUGUCUGGUUGUGUCUGAAAUCGACAGGAAGGGCGUUCCAAAUUGUUGGAACAGCAAAUGCGAAAGUGCGCUUUCCGUAAGUCUUAAGGCAAACACGUGGUGUCGAGAGUUUGCCACUAUCGGAUGAGCGGAGCUCUCUAGUGGGUACAUAAGGCGUCAGCAGCUCUUUCAGAUAGGACGGCGCCAGGUCAUGUAAGCAAUAACAAUAGCUUCUAGAGAGUCUUAAGAGAGCUUUUGGUACUCCACCACCAGUAGCUUCUAGGCAGCUAUUGGCUACUAUAAAAGAACUACCAAAAAUUAGAUUGGUGUGCAGUGCAGUAUUGACUAAGCUUAGUCUAAGAAUUGGUAGUCACUAUUUUUUUUAUUACAUCAUUGAGGCGUCGUCCAUUAAUUAUGUCAAUAAAAUAGGGACGAGGGGGUUGAAAUUUUUGACAAUUGUUGACAGGGGGAAGGGUUAGAUUAGUUGACGUCGGCAAUCAUUUUCUCUAUUAAAAUUUUAAUCUUAAAAAUUGACUGGUUAUUACUUUGACAUUAUUUUAACAAAUUUAAUGAGUGUAAAUUAAAAUAGUUAUAUAAUUUUUUGGCUUUUAACAAUAUAAGAUUUAUUUAAUGUGUGUCUAUCUUUGCACUGCUGAUGGCUGUUCAGAAUGUUAGCACAUUUAGUAAAUGCAAGAGAAUUCUAAAGUCUGCCUCUCUUCGACUGUAGAUUCUAUUUAUCGCAAAUGACUAGGGCAGUAUGUUCGUGGUCAUUUUACAGGUAAGGAACAAGGACAAGGUUCAAGAGUCAUGUGCGGUCGAGAUAAAUGAUAUUGAUAGAGUAGGAAUACAAUAUUUUGAGAAUUAUGGGAAAGUAAAGUGGGUAACAAUAAUAACAUUGCUGUUUGAAUGGAUUUGCAAAAUCUGUAACAUCCAUUUUGCAUCACAAGUCAUGUUGAAAAAGCAAGUUCAACAGCACCGACAAUGUCUCCACAUCAUCAAUCCACCUUAUCCUUGGGCGACCGGUGAGUCUUCUGCCCCUAGGCUUCUGCCUGUAUAUAAUUUUGGCUUUUCUGCAUUCUGGCAUCCUUUCAACAUGACCUGCCCAGCGUAUUCUGCCUUUUUUUAUCCUUGUGACUAUGGGUGGUUCUUUUUACAAAUAGUAAAAAUCUUGGUUUGUACGUAUUCUCCAGAUAUCAUUUUCUAUCACUGGUCCGUAUAUUUUGCGGAGGAUUUUUCUCUCCUAUGUGUUGAGCAGGUUCUCUGCUUUUCUGGUGAGGGUCCAGGUCUCACUAGCGUACGUUACUACAGGUCUUAUGAUGGUGGUGUAUAUUGUCUUCAUUGUUCCCCUGGAGAGAUUUUUGUUUCCUAGUAGCUUUUGUAGACUUAAAUAGGAACGGCUGCCUGCUGUUAUCCUUCCUUUCACCUCUGACAUUAUCUCAUUGUGCUCGUUUAUAGUUGCCCCUAGAUAUUUGAAUGUAGCCACUCUCUCAAAUUUGUGGUUGUUUAUAUUGAUGUUAUUAUCAGCAUGGAAGUUUCUUGACAUUAUCAUAUAUUUUGUCUUCGGUUCAUUUAUAUCAAGGCCAGCUUUGAAUGAGGCAUUUUCAAGUUCCCUGAAUGCUUUAAUUAUGUUCACACUGACAAUGCUUUUAUUUUAAGUGCUUAAUGGUUAGACGAGGAUAAUGUUGACUUGUCUGGUAUAUCAGUUCUGCAUGAUGAAAAUGAUAAAUCAGCUACUAUGCCCAUUGUUACGAUAGAGCAAUACCUGGCUACUCCCUGGGAAGAUAAUAGCAGCUAGAAACUAUGCUACAAUUGUCAGCUAUACUGACAAUAAUAACAUUUCUACUUCCACAAACAAUGAUAUUUAUUAACGUUUUCAUUGAUUAUGCAUUAUAAAAUUUAGGUGUAAAAACUUUUUAACUUGUUAACAAGCUAAAGAUGCAAUAAAAUGUUUUUCCUACAAUUUUGUGAUAUUAAAAUAGAUCAUCAGAAAGUAAAAUGUAUUUAUAUACAAUUCAUUUUGGGGGGUGGGGGGUGGUUAUACAAAUGUUGACAUAAUUACUUAGUGGGGUCACUGAAAGUUUGACAGUUGUUGACAAGGAAAGGGGGGGGGAUUAAAAAUUGUUGAUGUGAUAAAUGGAGAGCCCUUGAAAUCACUCUAAAGUAUGUAUGUUGCCAAAAAAAUGUGUGCCGACAACAUUUUUUUGUGUGUGUCUAGUCUCAUAAAUUCACUCCAAUCUGAUUUUCAAGACAUAAUAAACUUAUUUUUCUUACUUUGUAUAUAUUUUAUUUUAUGUAUCGCAGCUUAUGUUUUCAUCUGCAUCAGAUUCUGUGCAGUUUAAAACAAUGCUAUCUGCAUAGCUUUAAAAAAUAGAUAGUCAAUAGCGAUUCCUAGACAUUAAAUUAAUUUUUGUUAUGGGUGCACAAUAUAAAUUGUUUGAUUGUACAUAAAAAUAUCUAAGCCUUUAUAAGUUAAUGAGGGCUGAAUUAGUAGACCUAUCUCCCAACAGAAAAUCAAUAAAAAAGAGGGGGUUGUCUAAACGAUUGGCCUAAGCUUAUGUUAGCAUCUUUAAGCCUAAUCACAUUAUUAUACCGUUUCAUUUAGGCCUAUAUUUUAAUUUAUAAUUUCUAAUCAUAAUUACCACACACAAAUUUUUUCAGAUGGAUUUUAUUUUUAGUGAACAUAUUACUUUGGCCUUGGCAAAAAAGAAGCUGGGUAACAUUUUUUUAGACUGAUCCCCUUCACCCUAGUCUCAUACAUCAACCUAUAUUUUUUAUUAGGUCUAUAUUUUAAAUUAUAAUUAUAUAGCAAUAUAUCUGAGCAUGGGGAAGGCUACAGCAAACAGUGUUAAAACGGGACUGUAUAGUUAAUAAUUAGUUCCGGGUUGUUGUCACUCGCCCUGAUGGAAAGAAUUCGUCGCGAAUGGAUCUUAUCAUCCAAAAUGUGUUUAGUUUUUACAAUUAAAUCUUUCUUCAAAUAGUUCUUCCAGUGAAGGAUGUUUAGUUUGUGUUAUGUUCCUAGCUUUCUUGAUUAGUCAGUUUAUGCGGUGUUUAGUAUCAGACGUUGAAUUCCCACACCAGCAGGUAAUACUGAAAUUAAGUAGGCUUCCAAUUGUUGCACUGUAGAAUAAGUUAACGAAUUGUUUGUUUAUGCGGAAAUUGUACAGUUUUUUUGAGGUAGAACAGUCUUUGGUUGAAUUUCUUAUACAGCAUUUGGCUGUGCUCAUGCCAUGUUAGCUUAAUAUUAAUGGUGACACCUAAGUAUUUAUAUGCCUCUACUUUCUCUACACUUUGAUUUUUUAUGUUGAGAUUUGUAAUCUGGUGUUCCCCCCUCCUCAAAUCAAUAACCAUUUCCUUUGUUUUGAGACAUUCAGCUGGAGAAAAUUUUCAUCGCACCAGUUGAUAAAGCUUGUAACUAAGUUGUGGUAUAAGCCUUCUCCUUCAGAUAUUAAGCCAAUGAUGGUGGUAUCAUCAGAAAAUUUUAAGAUUGGAACGGUGUCGCUUGAGCUUUGAAUAUCAUUGGUAUAUAUUGUAAACAGUACAGGGGAGGGAAUGCAGCCUUGUGGCGCCACAGUGCUUAUUUCUCUGGUUAGAGUUAAUUGGUCAUUUACCUUGACAUAUUGUGGUCGAUUUGUUAAAAAGUUCAGUAUCCAAGCUUGAAUAUUUAAAUUGACACCAGACGAGGAAAGUUUCUUUAUCAUAAAAUGUGGUUGGAUAGUGUUAAAUACUGAUGAGAAGUCUAAGAAUAGCACUCGGCAUAUUUUUUUGGACUGUCCAGGUGAUGGCAAAGUCUCUCCAACAAUAGUGAGAUAGCAUCCUCCGUACUUCUAGAAGGUUUGUUAGCAAAUUGGUAGGGGUCAAGUUUUUGCUGUACUUCAUUCAAAAUUUGUCUCAGAAUAAGUUUCUCAAAACAUUUCAUUACAAUAGAGGUAAGUGCAACAGUUCAUAAGUCUUUGUUGCAAGUUAUCUUAUUUUUCUUUGGAAUUGGUAUGAUUUCUGAAGUUUUCCAAAUUUUCGGUAUUGUGUGAGUUACAUAAGAUUUAUUAAAUAUGUAACAAAAAAAUGUAGGAGAGCUGCUCUGAGCAUAGCUUAAUGAGGCGACCACUUAAUUUGUCUGGCCUCAGAGGCCUUGGCUGCGUCCACUUGUUUAAAUAAUGAUAUCACUUCCUGUUCAGUGAACAAUAAAGUACCAAAAGAUGAAUUCUUCAUCUCAUUGUGUACACUUCCAAAGUCCAGACAGUCAAAACGACAAUAAAAGUCAUUUAAGUCGUUAGCAAAAUUCUUCACGCCCUCAACACACAUGCAUUCACGCUUAGGAGUAUAUCCUGUUAUUUCAUCCGAUAGCCUUUGGGGAUGAAGCGUGUUUUUGAAAUGAACUUUAUUAUUAUUAUUAUUAUUAUUAUUUGCUUUAUACCAGCCCAACAACCCUUUGAGUUAUUAGUAAGGAAUAAUUUUUCGAUUUUUUCUUUGUAUGUUUGUAUUUUUUUCCUUGAUAUAUUUUUUCCUUCAAUAAUUUUUUAGAUUUAAUGAAUUCCUGAUCGUUAGUCUUAAACAUGGUCUUCUUGUGUAGUAUGGCCUUCUUUAUUUCUCUGCUCAUCCAGGGAUUGUUGUUGUUGAAUACUUGGAUGGUUUUUUGGGAAUAAUUUAGUCUACAUAGAACUUAAUAUAGGGAUUGACGGCAUUUGUUAGCUCGUCAAUGUCCGGGCAAGUGUUUUUAAAUGUGUCCCAGUCUGUACUUUCCAAGCAGCCCUGAAGUUCUUCUGUCGCCUCAUCUGACCACAGUUCAAUAGUUUUUGUUUGAGUUUUUUUUGUUUUUAAAACUGGCUUAUAGCAUGGCAUUAGGCGGACCAUUGUGUGGUCAGAUUCUCCUAGCGGUAAUAAACCAUGACAUGUAGGCCUUUUUUAUGUUACCAUAACACAUGUCCAGAGUUCGGUCUUGUCGCGUGGGGCAAGUAACAUACUGGGUGUAUGUUGGCAUGGAUUUAUCCAGUGAUAGUUGAUUAAAGUCCCCCAUAACAAGACGGAGUCUGGGUUUUUUGUUUCGAAAUCAUGGACUACAUUCAAAAGUCUCUCAGUAGCCUGCUCCUUUUUAGCAUUAGAUGGAAUGUAAAUGAGGAUGAAACAGAUUUGGGUGAACUCCCUAGGUAGGUAAAAUGGCCUUAAAGUGAUGCAAAGUAGCUCUAUAUCGGGUGUACAAACUACAUGUUUCACUGUACUGUUGUUGAUGCUACAGUAGUUUUUGUUAAUAUAUAUUGCCAAUCCCCCUCCCUUGAAUUCGCCGCCGUUGAUUGUUCUAUCUGCACGGAAAAAGUUAAAUUCGUCCAAUGCCACUGCUGAAUCUGGUACCGUUUCAUUAAGCCAUGUUUCUGUCAGGUGGAGCUUUCGCGAAAUUGAUAGAAAUGCUUACAGCAACAAUCCAGUUCAUCUAUCUUGUUACACAGUGACCUAUCAUUUCCCAAAAAAAAACAGGUGGAAGAAAGCCCCGCUGUCCUCUGUUUCUGCAUUUUACACAAAUGCCUCUUCUUCUGCCCCGCUUUUUUUGUCUCAGUCGUGAAGCGGUCGCCAUUUGUUGUUGGCAUGGCGGAAGUUUACAAAAAUGGCGGAAAUAACAUUUUUAUAUUAGGCUGAGUAAUUUGAUAUCUAAAGUCCAUAUUAAAGGUGUUUCUCACAAAGAGAAACACAAAAAGCUCACAUGAAAAUCAUCCUUAGCACAUCUUAGACUGCUAGGCUAUACCUAUGCCUAUAGUCACAGUUACUCAUGAUACAGACUUAUUACAAAUGAAAGGGACAUAAAUUGAAAGUUAUUUACAAAUCUAUGUCUGGUAUAGCCCUAGGCCUAAUUUUUUACAAAAUUAUAUCUUCUUAGACUCGUCAUCUUGUGACUGUCUUUGAAAAAGAUGCAAUUUUAUUGAAGAAAUUCACUCAAACUAUGCACAAUUUGUGCCAAAGAAUUAUGAGUGCUCAGGUAUGUUUUAUAAAAUAAUAACUUAUGUCAAGGCAUAUUAAAAAUAUGAUUAAAUUUGAUGAAAUCUUAUGUAAUUAUAUUAAUUUAUCCUGAAACUUGUUUUAUUAUAGUUUUAAUAUUCAUAUUUUCAUAUGUUAAAUACCUUUACACAUACAUGCCAACCUGCUGGAUACAAAACUGUACAAGAAGUUGCCAAAAACUAUACAACAACAUGAAAAAAUGUACAGAAAAAUAUGGAAGGUUAAAAAAAAAAAAGUAUAAUUUAUUACUUUUUCAAUUAGUUAUUAAUGUCUUGAAUGCAUGCUCAUGCUCUCCUUUUUGACAAUUUCUUGAGAAUUUAAAGAAGCAUAAUUUUUAAUUUUGUAAUGAAAACUAGAUGUAAAGUAAAAUAAGAUGACCGCCUUUUUACGAUAGAUUAUCUGCAUAAUGGUGCUGAGAAAAGAAGGCUUAAUUAGACAGUUAGAAUCUCCCUACAUUGCCUCAAAGUUUCAUCUGUGCAACUAUGUUUUAAAAUGGUGAGGUGGGAGAAACUGCAAUCAGGUUAGGUAGUAAAAGAUAAGUGAAACAAGGUUCGGGAAACCUAAAAUAAAAGAAUGCAACAAAAAAAUGAACAUGUUGACAAGAAGCCUUCUUCUGAAAACAAACAAUAGUAAAAACAAUAUAAACAUUAAAAUAAACACUGAUCUGUAAUGAGAGGACAGCAAGAGGAAUGUGCGAGGGUACAGGCAAUAUGGACAGAAAAGAACAAAAGUAAGCUAACUGCAAUAGAUUGCAACAAGGAGGGUGUGGAGAAAAGUAUUAAUAAGAGAAGGAAAACAUGAUAUUACAGCCAUGUGUUGUCGAAAUCCCAAAAGUCUUAAUCAAUUUGUUCUCUUAGUUCACCCUGGCGGGUGUAUUGGUACAAGACACAAUGGUGUUGAUAGCCAGAUCUCUGGAGCCCUUGUGUUAGUUUCUAUUGAAAUUGUUUGAGAUAGGCUACCAUUUAUCUUGCGCAAUGAGAUAGGAUACUGUUUAUUUUGCGCAAUAUUUUGAAGUGUUAAGUACAUCUGUCAGAGAAAGAAGUUGUAGUCUAACUUCAACUUCUUUUAAACUUAGCUAAAAACCAUACAAAGUAAAGAUAACCUGUACAGGUUGGCAUGUAUGCUUUUUUAGAGUAUACAAUUAAAAAUAAAAAUUAGCAUGUUUAUCUAAUAAAAAUAAUAUAAAGAUCUCUGAGACCUUCUUUAUGCUAUUUACUAAUUAGAUUUAUUGAAAUAGUAAUUGCAAUAUCAAUAUUAUUAUUUACAAUAACGUAAUCCCCGUUAAAAAAAAAAGAAAAGACCAUGUCCUUAAGAAGUAAGUUAAUUAGUUUAAUGUAAUUUUCUUUUUAAACCAGAAUGAAUUGUGUGCAGCAAAUCAGGCCUUAGCGCAACAUUUAAGGUCUUAUGAAGUUCAGGUCAGUAUUUAAUGAAAAUACCAUAUAAUGGAAUAUAGAAUAAUAGAAUAGGAUAUAAUGAGGCAUACUUAUGUAUUUCAUUUCUUACUCCAGAGCAAAAUGUAAAAUCUGAUUUAUGAAUGUUACAUAGCCUACAAAAAUUAACAUGAACAUAGGUCUUUUCUUAAACUAAGAUAAUAAGAUUGUCUUACUGAUCAAAAUAAAUGGAUGUGUUUCUUUAUAAAUAUUCAUUUUCAACAUUUGAAUAAACAUUUUGAUUAAAAUAACAAUUUUAACUAAAACAGUUUUAACAUUAGAUGUUUAUAGAUUUUCGCAAGCACAAAAUUCACCCAUAAUAUGUGAACAAUGUUUUACUUUCUAAAUGACAAUAUUAACUUAAAUAUUAGUUUUUGGAUUUUAUAACACUGGGGAACCAUGCUGGUAAAUUCUGAAAGUUGAGGAAAAAAAUGGAAUUUCUAAAUAUAUUUUUUGUGGGAAAGAAUUAACCCUGAUUUGUGUGAUCAUAAGUACCCGUGAUAAAGUUCUGUGGGUUGUAUCCUCCAAAAUUUAUUUGUAGAUUAACAAAUGCAUUUUGGUUUAAAUAACUCUUUAAGGGAAGGUAGUUGACAUUACUCACAUUCUUUAAGUGGGUGUGUUUGAUGGGAAACGAACUCCCAUACCAGCAGUACUUAGGACUACCACUAAAAAUAUACAUUUUAUCUCCAGAAAUUUCCUUUAGAACCAGAAGAUAGUGUUCUUUCAUCUACCCUAAAGCAGUUUUCAACCUUUCUUGAUGAUGUAAGUUUUAGACAAUCAAUAAUAGUAUGUCAUAAUUUUUAUUAAUUAAAUACAUCAUAUAACAUGAUCCAUAUAUAAUGUUAGCCCCAUAUAUUUUAUUUGGAAAAAGCCCUAAAAUGCCACAUUGUCCAUGUAUAUGCGAUCUGUUAAUCUUGUACUACUAUAACAUGCCUUCCCCCUGAAAUGAAACAUAAGGUUGUAAAACAGUAAACUCAAAAUUUUGUCAAGACACACGCAAUGGCUUAUGUAUAUAUUGAUGUAUAUAAAUUCAAUACAUUUGAAUUUUGCUACAGGAAUCUGUAUUACUAGAGCUAACAUAAAAACAAAUGAAUUAUCAUUCAUUAUAUAAAUUGCUAUUGAUCAAUGUAAAUCUCAAAAUUUGAUCAAAUUAGACUUUAAAUAAAUUAAUUAUUUUCAUUUUAAAGUUGUGAUUUAUCCAUUUAGUAAAGAAGUAAACAUGUUAGCAUGCACUCGCAGCAAAGGGGAGAGCAUUCAUAGAUUUUUCUUGUUGCUAUUUUUAAAUAUAAAGUUUAAUAAAAAAAUCGCUAGGCGAGUAUUAUGCAUAUCCCAAAUUUAAGUAUAAUUUCUCACCCUAAAUUUCUAGCAUCAUAGGUGGUAAUAUAAUAUACUGUAAGAGUUGUGUGGAAGCACAUAUGGAAAUGCAUCUUUAAGUAUAAUAGACUAAAUUAAUUCUUUUCCUAUGCUUAAUACAAGGUAAGUUUGAUUGUAAGACACUGUAUACUGACACAUUUCUUUGCAUUUAAAAAUAAGCCAUUUAUUAUUGUUCAUUUUGAAUUUUUUUCUUUUUUAAAAUGCAGUUCAGUUCAAUUCAGCAAGUGUUGGCUCAACAAUAUUCAGAGACAGUGAUGUAUCCCUUGAAUAAAUUCCUACAAGCAGAUAUUGAGGGUAAAAUAUUGUGUAAUGAAGGCAUAUUAGGGUUGAGUGGUUGCUGAGGGACACCAAAGCUCCUUGUAAGCUUUGUGUGCUUAGGGGAAAAAGUUGUGUAGCUGAAAAAGGUGUGAACAGUGGAAAAAUGAACUUAGCUAAUGAGGAAGAGCUUUGAGGACAACUAACCAGAAACUCUAUUUUCAAAAGGCAUUUAGGAAUUAAGGUUCACCUUGACAGUGCUCAACAGCUUUUAGAAAUAAAAAUCCUACUAAUGAGAAGGUUUUUGCAUAUUUUUAAAGUAUUUUAAGACCCAAAUAGCAUUUGAUCCCGAAAUUAAAUGAGAGUACACUGAACUCAAAAAGUCCUAUAGUAACCAAGUAAAAGUAUUGACUGACAAUGUUCUUUUAGCUAUUUAAAUGAAUAACUCCAUACUGUCAGUGCAACAUGGAUUUGAAUUUGUUGAAAUUAUCAACAUCUUAACAGUGCCAGAAACUACUGAUAUUUCAGUAAAAAAAAAAGCCCUGAUUCUGCACUUAAAUCAACAUCUUUGAUGCAAAACAGGUAGUUUUUGGUGGAAUUUUUCAGCUUGUGAUUCCACUACCAAUGUGUCUAAGAUUUUUAAAAAAUUCUGUAUAAGGCACCAAUUGGAUCUCAAAAAAAUUAUAUUGACAAGUUAAGCUCAGUUAAGCUAAGUAGACUUAAUGGAGUUGCAGCACGGCUCCUAAGUGAAACACCCCAUCUUACAUUAAGGGAGGAUUUAACUAUGUCUGAUACAUGGAAAGGAAUUAAAUUUCUGUGUGAAUUUGAAAUACGCACAAAAAAACACACAAGUUUAAAAAAAUUGCUGCUGCCUCAGAACUUGAGACUACAGCAUUCAGAGCAAUGAAUAAAGGUGAGACAGCUUUUUAACUAUUUUGCUUUGAAUGCUAUUUUUAGAAAUCAUGACAGUCUCAUUCAGUUCUUUAGUGAAAAGUUGCAAAAAUUAGAUAAUGCGAUUGCAAACUACUGUCACAAAAAUUUAAACGAGCCACAAAUUUAUUGUGCACUAGAAGUUCUUAAUGAUGUAUUGAAAGAGCUGGCAUCCCCGUGUAAGGACAAGUGGAUUGAGACCAACUGAUGCAAAGAUAAACAAAAUCAGAUCUAACUACUUUGGGGCAGUUCCUAGCUGGAGUGAGAAGGUUAAAAACGAUUGUUCAUGAAUAUGAAGCAAGAAGGGAUUCAAUAUAUUCAAAACCUAUUUUUGUUUUAGCUUUUAUGGAAAGUGUGUGUUGUCAUUUGGAAGACAAAUUUCAAGAAAGUCAAGUUCAAAGUUGGGUGGCAUUUGAUGUGAUAAAGCUGAAAUUAGAUUGUGACUAUGUAUUUGGAAAUGAGGAAAUCUCCUUUUUGUGUAAGAAAUAUUCAAUUUUGCUUGCUUUGACAGAACCAGCUAUACGAAAUAUUCAAUUUUGCUUACUGUGACAGAACCAGCUAUAAGAAAUAAUCAGUUUUGCUUGCUUUGACAGAACCAGCUAUAAGAAAUCAGUAAAGUGAUUUCAAGUUUUAUGCUGAAAGAAAAAUGAAAUUAAAAUCUAUGAAGUUUUUUGGAACUUGUGCAACUAGCUUUUCAAAGUAAAGAGUAUGCUAUUUUGGCAAAGGUGUUGGACAUUGGUGGGAUAUUUAUGGCAAAAAUUGCAGAUUGUGAAAGAAGGUUUAGCUUACUUAAUGCCAUCAAAAAAAAUCAGAGAAAUAGAAUGGUUGAUUUACAUCUAGACAUGAUUGUGAUAAUUAAGAACUAUCUUCUAAGUAAUGGUUUACACUUAGAAUCUUCUAUCCUGAGAUUUAAAACUAAGGGAAGUGCAAACUCAAUUGUAUCAUUAGUCUCAUUGUGUGUUGUUUAGUUUAAUUUUUACAAAUUAAUUAACCAGCUAUGCAUAGCUCAAGAAACAACAAUGGUGUCACUGUAUUUAAGAGUAUACAAAUCAUAGGAUAUUAUUUUCAGUAUUAAAAGCAUAAAAUAUCAACUUGUUUUCUUAGCUAAUGUCUAUGUGCAUGAACACAGCGCACACUAUUAAAUAUUUUUAGUCAAGCUUUGCACAAUAUAAAAAAUUUGCACACGGAGACUAGAAAAAAUAUAAGGAAUAUUUCCUGGAUAUGCUGAGCAUUACACAUCCUGAAAAUAUCCAGACUGGGCAAAUGAAACUACUUCUAUAUAUUAAGAGCCCACGAUCAAUGUAUUGAUCAUUCUGGCUCCUACGUAUGUAGAGGGAUUUGCAUGUUUCCGUGCCUGGUAUUGAAGAGGAUAUUUCACUGGUCCAAGGGCUAAUCAGCAAGGGUAUCAGGAACUGAGUUUUUUAAAGGCCUGAGGCAAUAGACACAUAUUAGACUCAAAUGUGUCAAGUGUUGUCGCCUCAACUGUUCCUGUUGGAAGCUUGUUCCAGUCCCUGAUUGUCUUUGGCUGGAAUGAGCAGUUCUUGUACUGUGUUCUUUCUGUUAUGAGCCAGAACUGCCUGUCAUGGCCUUGUCGCUGUCAAGGGAGGAGAGGGGCGAGUAUCUGUUUAAUGCUGGAGCAGUGAACCAGCCCAUUAUUUAUCUUGUACAUCAUGGAAAGCCUGGAUAACUGUCUUCUUAAUAUGCGUAAUCUAAAACCGGCUGGGCAAAGGCUUUAUAGGCUAUUAAGAACCCCAGGGUCUUGUUUGCCUCGUUGCACACAUUGUUAAUAUGCUCGUCCCAGCGGACCUCUAUGAAUGGUAACACAGAGGUACCAAACGGAGGAAACUGGCACAAGUAUAUGGCCAUGCAGUUCGUAUUGGUGGUGUAGAGGAUUGCCACUUCUAGAGACUGACAGUAUCUGGCACUUGGCUGGAUGAAAUUCCAUGUCCCAGCUCAUCUCCCACUCAGCUAACUGAUGGAGAGCUUGUUGUAGCUGGUCCUGGUCAGAACUGUUGGCAAUCGUAAAAUACACGUCACCUGCAAUCUUACUGGGAAUGUCAGUUUCUUGGGUAGGUCAUUGAUGUAUGCUAGAACUAACGGGGGCCAAGCACCGAGUCCUGGGCGACCCCUUACUUAACAUCGACAAAGGAGGAGCUUGUACCAUCCUCCACUACUGCCUGGCUUCGGUUGCUGAGGAAGCUAGAGAUCCAUGUAUUGGUAGUGCUUUGGAUCCCAUUGCUCUGAAGUUUGUGUAAAAGCAAACUAUGAUUGACACGGUCAAAUGCCUUAGAGAAGUCCAUCACAAGCACGUCAGUUUGUUUGCUUUUCUCCAGAUUGGUCAUCAAGGUCUGUGUGUUUAAUAAAUCAAAUGUGCAUUAAAAAAGAUUUUGUUGGUACAUUUGUUUAAGGAAAAUGAAAACUACUAACAAACAGCGACAAAAACACUUUCGCAUAUAGCGCAGUUCUAUGUUUGAAAAUAAUGCACCUUGCUCAACCUUAAUGUAUAUAUUAUAGUUCUCAGUUUUUUAAACUCUUUUUCUCUAAAUUUUUCCUGCAUUGGACUGACCUAAAUUCCAGAUUAUAAUAUAAACCAAAUUAAUAAUGCUGACAGAAAAUAAUAAAAAUGUCUGAACUACUAGUCAAAUAGCCUUAAUUUUAUAAGAAAUGAUGAAUAGAAAUAGAAGUUUAAUUGAAAAAUACCUGGUUUCUUUAUCCAGUAACUUAAGAAUUAAAAGUAAUAAUAUGUCAGAGUGCUAGGUAAUGAUAUCCAGUUUGUUGAAGUUUGCAUUUGAAACAUUAUUUGUGUGAUAACAUUCUGUUUAUUAAUUAUUUUUUUUUAAAAGGAAAAAGCCAUGAAGUAAAUAUUCUAUACGGAAGUUGUAGGCUCAGUUUAGUCAUUUAUUUCCUUUUUCAAAAUUACUUUCAAUUUUUUUUUCAGAAAUAAGCACGAUGUGUGAAAUGUUUAAAGUUGCAACAAAUGGUAAAUUUCAUUUUAAUUUUUGUUUCAUUAUUAAUAAAAAAGGAAUUGUUUCAAACAAGUAAACAAGCUUUUUGAUCACAUUUAAAUUAUUUAUCAUGAAUUUAAGUAUUUAUUAAAAUGACUGUAAUAUAUACAGCUUGAAUAUUAAAAUAAAACAAUGAAAACAGAUACAUUUUCUGUUAAAAUUAAUUUUUAAUGAUCUAAAUUUAAAAAAAAAAAUAUCUUGGUAAAAUCUAGUGACUGGUAUGCUUGUAAUUAGUUUUUGUAGUGUUGCGUUUGUUUUAAAUGUGGUAAAUUAUAUUACUUUGUGUACUGCGCUUCAAGCCUUUGGGGAUGAAGUGUGUUUUUGAAAUAAACUUUAUUAUUAUUAUCACUUAUUUUGUUGUAUUAAAUUUUCAGAGCACGAACAAUGCUUGUCAAAGUACAUGAAACAGGCUAUGAAGAAAGAUGAUAAAUCUAGGGUAGAGAUUAAUGAAGAGCUCUGUAUGAACAGAAAAAAAUUUCAUCAGGUUAAGAAAAUAUUGAUUUAAAUGAAAUGUUUUUAAGUAUGAAAAGGUAGCUUGUUAAAUUUAAUUAGUUCUUGAUAUAAAAUCAUGUAUCAGUAUAAGAAAUAAAGUGGGCUUAAAGUUUCAAAGCCAGCCUUAUAUAUACAGUUGGUUAAAGAUAGAAAUUGUUUCAUGAAAAUUCAAACCUUGUCUUAAUGUGAUGUAUUUAAAGAAAAAAAAUGCUUUCUGAAGAUUUAUAACAGCAGCACAUCUAGGAAUAUCAGAUUAAUCAUAAUCUUUAGCUAGCAUUAUAAAAAAUUGUUACUUAAAAGAGGAAACAAACUGUUAAUGAUCUCAUGAUAUUAUUCAACAUUCCCUAAAAACUAUUCACCUCAUAAUUCUUUAUUAUUUUUAGACUGCUCUUCACUACUACUCAUCUCUAAAUGCACUCCAGUAUAAGAGAAAGUGUUUUCUUUUGGAACCUGUGAUGGGUUAUCUGCAUGCUCAAAGGGCUUGCUUUCAAAUGGGACAAGAUAUCGUUUUGAGACCUGAUGUAGAGGUAUUUCUUGGAAAUAUUGGAAGCAGUGUACAGGCGUAAGUGUGGUUUUAUUUAGAAAUGUUGAUGUAGAAUUUUAGAUUCAGAUUUUUAAAUAACUUUUAUAUUAAACACUGUACAUGAAUUUCAAUAUUUGUGUCAAAUAAUUAUUCAGUGUAGUUUUAUUCAACUUGUUAUUGAUGAUAUGAAAUUUGUAUGUUAAUUUUGGCAUGCUCACCUUUACUCAAUAAUCAGGGUACAUACUGAUAUGGCAAAAGAGAUCCAGAAAACAGUGGAAAUUAUAGAUAAUAUAGAGAAGCAGAGUCAACACAUGUAUCAUGCAGAGCCACCUGUUGAUAUGCCUUUCAUCCCACCUAACACAAACCUUACACAGAAAGCUGGAUAUCUUUUCUGUAGAGGGUAUGUAUACUGUUUAGAAAGCAACUACAUUUCUUAUGUUUAACAGGAAUAAUAAUGGAAAACAAUGUACUAAUUAUUCAUGGUUUGAAGUUGUUUAUAUAAGUUAUUUUACUGACCUGAUCGUUACUGCAAAUGUUCGGAACUAUUUUUUCAUGUUGCAACUGAAGAUUGUAUCUUUAAAAUAUAUAUUUUUUUAAUGAAUUAUGAAAAUCCCCAUAAAGGAUAAUUAAGUAAUUCUAGCUUAAAAUUUUUGUCUUGUUUUUGUACUACCGGUACCAGAAAACAAGCUCUUAUUGGCACAAAAUGGGAGCGCAUGUAUUUCUUUACUCAGGGAGGAAACCUAAUGAGUCAAACAAAAGAAGAGGUAUACAAUUUUAAAAUGUUUGUAUUUCCUUAAAACACAGCUGCUUGUAAGCAUGUUAUUUUUGUAUCGUAUUAAAUCUUAGUUUAUAUUUUGUGGUGCUUAAUUUUAUACUUGCAUUGUUUAUUUCAUAACAUGCUGUAAACAAUAUAAAUAAUUUUGCAGUAAACAUUGCUUUGUAAUGUUUAUUAAUGGUAUUAACAUAAUUUUAAAAACUCAUUCAGGUUUGUAAGAACCCUGAAGUAAGUAGAUGAGUUCCAUUUGUCGCCAUCCCAAACCCUCACCUCUACCUAAUCAAGAUGAUUGAACUGUUAUCAAUUUCCUUUGUAUUUCCAAAAAAGAAAUGAAUAAAAAAUUAUAGGAGCCAAAAUGAUCAAUAAAUUGAUCGUGGGCCCUUAAGAUAUAGAAGAAGAAGAAGAAGAAAUGAUUUAAAAAAUAUUAAAGUGUUAAUGUAUUCAAAUGAACAUUUUACAAAUACACAUUUUAACCAUGCUCAUUUAUGUUGUAAUGAUGUACAAUUCAUGACCUGAAAGUUAAACAUCUUUAUUUUUUUCUUUUUAAAAAGAGUUGGCAUUUAUUCAGAAACACAUACACCCUCGCUAUUCCAAAAAUUUGCUUCAUAGUUCUUUACAAUAUUAUAGAUAUUUAAAUUUAACAUUGAAUUGCUGCUAUUCUCUAUUUACCAUUGCAACCCAGUGACUGUUUAUACAAAAAUUGAUUGAUAAGUAUCAAUUUAAUUCCAAUGCAAGUUAAGUAAUAAUUGAAUAAUUAAUUAUUUUUUCGCCACUAUUAAUAGGAAUAUAUUAAACAAUUUGUAAGUUUGAAAAGGUUGAAGCAAUAUUGAUGUUAAAGAUUACAAACAUUUUUUGUCAGCAUUUGUUUUUCAAAAAAUGAGAAAAAUAUCACUUUAAAAAAAAAUUGUGUAUUAAUGACAGACAAAAUUCACCUCCUUUCUGCCAAGUCUUUGUAGCUUUAAAAUAAGUUUUAAAAAGUUAUCAAUUUUUUUAACUCAUGCUACAAUGAUAUUUUUACAACAGUUUGCUGGGAGUUUGGUUUUAGAUUUAAAUGAAGAAGGUGUGGUAGUGGAGUCUUGUGUUGCUGAUGAUAGAAGACAUACUUUCCAAUUGGUUGCACCCUUUUCCAAAAAGUAAGUUGAAUGUCAUGUUAAUAAACUUAAAGAAUUUAAAGAUAUAAAAAUUUGAAGAGCUUUUCUUUCUUUUAAGCUGCCAUUUAUCUUUCUAUAAAUGUGAUAUUAAUUUUUUAAAUAAGCAUUUUUAUACUUUAUCUGUUAAAAAAAUAAUUCAUGAAAUGAUUACAUGAUUUAGAGUUAUAUUUAAGAUUUUGUACUUUUCUCACCCUGUUGUGUUUGGUAAAGUUUUUCUGUCUUUUUUAAAUAGGACAAUUAUCCUCCAGGCAGAGAAUUAUAGAGAAAGGGAUGAAGUAAGUUCUCUAAAAUUCAUCUUCUAAAAGAGGACCCUACUUGAAUGAGAUAAAUUGAUAAUCCUUGCUUGCUCUCAUUCUUUUUUAAUCUACUAGUACUACUGCUGCCUGACCUACUGGUACUAACUGCCUAACCUACUAGUACUACUGCCUGACCUACUUAACAAAAAAAAAUAAAAUAUAAAACUUUCAAAGUUAUUGUUAUUUUAAUUAAAUAUAAUAAUGGAUGAAAUUAAUAAUCACUAAAAAAUGAAUGCUCAUUUAGAGAGUAACCUUUUAAUUAUAAUAUUUGAAGUUGACUGUAAAUUUUCACAAGAUCACCUUUGCACACUGCCCCCCCCCCUCCCCUCCUGUAUUAUUAAAUACCCAUGUUACAGAAUUGAUUUUAAAAGUCUGUUUCAUUUAUAACUCCUUUUAUUGUUUUGCCAUCUAAACUUGCUAUACUUGUAGCCUUUGCUGGUUGUCAAAAUAGAGCAUUAUUCUCAUGAAACCAGUGGUGUAAAUUUGAGCAGAUGAAUGUAUGCCAGUUUAGUUGUCAGGUGCCCUGAACAAGUGUCAUACUUGACAAGCCCCCCCCCCCCCCCCCCCCCCCACCCCCGGCAUAAAUUGCGGGCAUUAAUGGCAGUAGAGGGUUAAUGUGCAUCAUUUAGAAUUAAAUGUUAACUUUUCUCCUUGAUGUGUUAAUUAUUCUAUAUUAUUUUAUAUAUCGUCAUCUUUAAAAAAAAACAAAAAAUAUUCUGAUUUCUGUGCAGCAUGAAAAUAAAUGUUUGUGGCCUAGGAAAUAAUGCUUGCGGGCAAAAGAUAAUUUUUUUGGAUCGAGCUUUGACAAAUAUGAAAAUAACUUUUCUAAAAUUAUAAUAUUCAGUGCUAAUUUAUUUCAGUGGAUAGCUACUUUGCACAAUAUUAUUAGAGAUGGUGGCUACAUAAGAGGAAAGCCAGGUUCAGCUAAGAAAAAGGUGAGUUUUUAAUUUCAUUGUGACGCCACAAUAAGUAAAAGAAAAUUUUUAUUAUGUUCAGAGAAAAAUUAAAAUUCAGCUAUGUUGUUAAUUACAAUAGUCAAGUAUUUGUCAUUUAAAAAUAAAGAGCGGAAUAUUGUUUUGUUCGUUUCAGCUUUCUUAUAUCUUGUUCUUAAUAUUUCCUUUACACAGCCUAAACCCUCUCCACAAUAUAACCCUAAAUGGUCAGCAAGUUCAAAAAAUUAGAAUGAAUGUUUCUAAAAAGUUUUCAUAAUCUUGUUAUACUCAUGAAGUUCAAGAUGUAUUACAUCAAAAAUAUAAAAAGUUAUUUUAAUUACAGGAUCCACCCAAAAAGCUUAACAACAGCCAGUCUUCAGAAAAUACAUCAGUAGCUGGUUCUCAGACUUCUGUCGGGUAAGUUGAGCGAGACUGGCUUUAGAAAAUUAUCUGUAAAGAUACCACUUAGCUCAUUUGUUAAUAAAUGUUGUGUUUAGUUCCUUUAGAACACAGGUUCCCAAACUUUUUCAAGUCGCAAACCUAUUUUCAUAUAGAAGAAAAGUGACCAAUGAUUCCAAUAUAUUAAAAAAAUCCAUUUUAAUAGGGUAAAAGAAAUCAUUUAAAAACUGAUUGUUCAGUAUAAUAUAAAUCAAUAUAAUUUUAACUUGCGACAUAAAGAGCAAAAAGUAAUAUUGUAACUUGAGUUUUUUGAUAAUGGCAAUCUCCUUUAAUGUGUUGCUUGCAUUGGUUUUCAAUGAAAAAGCACUCUCGAAUAGAUAAGUUGAAGCUAAUUGGAAUUUUCUGCUAUUAUUCAAACUUAUUAAAAAUGAAAAUUUAAAAUGAAUAUUUCUUGAGUUUACCAUUUCAACCAGUAAACCUAAAAAAAAAAAAAAUUUCAAUCUCAUUUUGGGUUGACACUGUGGGUUUGGGAAAGUGUAUCAUUCUUGUGAGGGUGUAAAAGUUGGUGAAUAGAAAGCUAAUCAUUACCUUUCAGUGAUUUUUUUCCAAAAGCAUGCACUUGAUUUUUGACUCAUUGGCUGUAAUUAAAAGCAUUUAUAUAUUAAUAACUGUUUUAGAUUUUGUGACAGAAGCAUGUACAAUUAUUAUCUCCCAUUUGCUUUGAUAAUACAAUCUAUUUGACCUUUUUUUCAACAUUUAGUAAACAUUCAAGUUUUAUUACCAUUCUGUGGUCCUUAGAGUAAAGUCUGCAUUUAGUCUAUGAAGAAACUAAAAGCAAUAAUGUUUUUUAUGUGAAUCCCCCUACGGCUUUUUUUUUUAUUAAACUUGAUUUAAAGAAAUCUUUAAAAAUGAUCAAUUAAUUAAUUUUUUAAUUUCCUUUUGAAAAUUAAUUCCCAUCAAAUUUCAUCAUAAUAUCUUCACAUUGUUUUUUUGUUUUUAAGUUUUCCUAUUUUAUUUUUUUAUUUCACCCUAUUAAACUUGACAGUUCCACCCAGGGGAGUGUAACAUCAAGCUUUUCAGCUCCUGGUGCUGCUGACACUUUGAUUCUGGACACCUCUAUCCAGUUUGAUUGGGUUUCUCCCAGUGAAGAAAGCAGGGCAGUAACCACUCCUCAGUCAGGCCCUCCAAAGUUAGUAGUGACAGAAGCAUACUGUUACCACCCUUAUGAGAUUAAACAAAUCUAUAACUGGUUGUUUAAUCUAGGACAGGGUUUCCCAACUUAUGCUCCCCCUUGGGGUGCAAAGUGGCAUUCAGGGAGUGCAAGGUUUAUUUCAAGGGGGUGCAAAGAAAAUAAAUUAUAAGAACAAAGGAGGCAUUAAUUUUAAAGUUAUGAUAUAAUCGUUUUUAUUUUUUUUUAAUAUGAACAUUAAUAGUAACAUUUUCAUACAUUUAAGAAUUCACAAGUACUUUUGCUAAGUUUUAGAGUUCUCUUUGCAAUUCAAUAUAUAAUUAGAAGUCCAAUAUUAUCAUAUUUUAAAAUAAAUCCUUACUUUUUUAAGGGGUGCAAGACAUACUAAAAAAAUUCGACGAGACUGCAGAGUAUAGAAGUGUUUGGGAAACACUCCUCUAGGGGAAAGAAAUAUUUACUAGUGGAGUAAAUUUAUGAAAUUAGCUGUUACUGGUAAAUCAAUUAGAUACAAUGCUGUUAAAAUGAAAGACAGUAAGUGAUCUUAGAUAAUGAAUUAAAAAAUAAGAAAACAGAAAUAAAUACAAGUACAAAAGUCUACAUAAUACACAAAAUUACAAAGAAAUGAAAAAAAAAAAAAAAAAAAAAAUUGUCUUACACUAAAAAAACAAAAAAAAAAAAAAAAAAAAAAACAUAUAAAAAAAAAAAAAAGUAAGUGAUCUUAAAUAAAAAAUUAAAAAAAAAAAAAACAAAAAAAAAAACAAGUACAAAAGUCUACAAAAUACAAAAAAUUACAAAGAAAAGAAAAAAAAAAAAAAAAAAAAAAUUGUCUUACACUAAAUAAACAGUCUAAACUUUGCAGAAAACUACAUUUUAUAAAAAAAUAAACUACACUAAUACAAGUUCCUUGGAAAUGUUCUAGAAUAUCUAGUUAAAGUAAGAUGGGAAUGAAUUUACUUACAAUAAUGCCCAUCACUACUACUAAAGUUAGCUUCAAGGCAAUGCCUUUAUAACAUAUUAUAACAUGGUUGGUCUAUUCAGGUUAUCAGAUCUCAAAUUUAGUAUGUUAUGAGCUUAGAGCUGUAUCUUUUAUACUCAUUGGAUGAGUCAUGUGGUUGGAUGCCAUUAAUGCCAUUAUUGAUCUGAAAUAUUAUCUAACAGCAAACAAGCAUUUAGGUGAAAUUUGGGCUAGCAUGCUGCUAUAUGAGCCAUUCGUCAUGUUAAAUGAUGUUUCUGAGUGUAUUUGACACUUGCUUAUGAAAUAUUUAUACUGGUCAGCCGGCUGAAAGGUGUUUAGGGGAUAGGAUAACUAGCUUUUUUUGUCAUAACUAACUUUUUUUAACCAUUAAUUGUAAUGUUGCUUUCAAACAAUAAAAUAAAAUCAAUUGUAAUUAAAUUUUCCAAUAAAAACUUUUCUGGGAUCUUUCAAGUUCCAUUGUACAGUUUGACUAUUCUUUAUGUGCAGUAAAAUAUCAAAUUUUUCUUAAUUUUAAUACAUACCUUUGCUAGCAGGCUAUAGAAAUUCAACUAUAAAUAAAGUGAGUGCAGAACGCAAUAUGUAUUACAGCAUAAAACUGUUGCAAUUGUAAAAAUAUUAUCACUUAAGUUGUAAAUAAGUACAAAAAACAUCUGGAGACUUUAUGCAAUCUUCUAACUAAAAGUAAUAUAAUGAAGGUUUCCCAUUUUGCACAUAAUGUGUUUUUGUAAAGCAAACCAUAAGCUUGACCUAUGUUGACCUUCAUUAACAUAAUCUAAAGCUGAAUUUAACACUGAGGUGUAUAUAUUGGUCAUUCAGCAGUUUGUUCCUUACUAUUUGAAAACCAUGUUUCCACCCUCCCCCUGGUGGAAGCUGUACAUUUUGACACCCCACCCCCCAAAAAAAAUUAAAUCAGUAUAUUUUAUUAAUUUAUAUAUUAAGACAAUGAAGACAAUAAAUGACAUCACUUAUAGUGUUAGACAGUGUUUCCAAAACUUCCUACAGGAAGUCAAUUUAUUCUCUGAGAUAGCCAAUGUAUUUAAGAUUAAAAAGUGUUUAAUUGCAAUAUUUAAUUGGACACGUUUUGUGUGUGUAAGUUUGAUCCUACAAUGUUGAAUCUUGGACUAAAGCUAGGCAGCAAAAUUAAAAUUCAGUCUUAUUUACGGCAUCAUGGUGACCUUCUUUUAGUUCUUCCAUGAAGUUGGUGAGUUGAGGGGGCAGGACAUAAUACCCUUAGAUUUGUGCAGGUGGGGCAUAAAACAUGUAAAAAAUAUUGAGACAUUGUCUAAAAGUUGUCAAUACGCUAAAUAUUAAUUUAGUGAUAUCUAUCAAGUUCAUUUAUGAAAACACAAAGUAACAGUAUGAGAUAUAAAUAGGCUAUAUAAUAGGGUCUUACUGACUUCUGAAUUUCAGGAUACUUGUUGCAGAAUUUGUGGAUAAAUGUACAUGCAUUUUCUGCCCUAUACACAAAAUCUCCAAUCUCAAACAGCGCGUCCUAACAGCAUAUUGUCUCCUGGGCAAAGUAAUGGAUUGAAGCCCUCUUCAUCUAUAAACUAAUUAAGUCUUAAAGCAUUUGGGGCCCAGUUUGGCCCAUGCGUUAUAUACGGUGUUUAAUUCAGACGAUUUCAUAAGGGGUGGGCAUUUCAGGCGUUCAGGAAAGAGGGCAGAGCAUCUUUCAGUGAUAAAGAAAUACAUAAUGUCGCCCAGGGCCAUCUAUGGCCCACUGAGGGUAUGCUUUUGGCCCCAGCUUAUUUUCGCCACUGUAAUCUAUAAAGUUAAACUAUAUACAUACCAAACUUAAAGAAUAUACUUUUAAUUACUAACGUCCAGUGCAUUUAUUUUAAUUUUUUUUAGUAGGAAAAAAAGGGGCUGGCACUGUCAAUUUGAUUGGGGAGGGAGCAGAAAUCGAAGGUGCUGAAGACUCUGGAAUAAAACUAAUGAUGGGUUUGGGGAGGGGGCUAAGCAAUCUUCCCCCAGACAGUUUUUGAUAAAUUCAAACAAAAAUUCAAUUGCAUUUUGGUGCUGCCUGAAUUUAACAUAUGAAUUUAGUUUUGCAUCAUUCUGCACAGAAGAGAUCCUAGUAGAAAUUUAUGUUCCCUUGACCUUGUUGUCUUUAAAAAAAAUCCUUUAUAUUUAGUUGUUUUAUAAAUAGUAAUGUUGUUAAUAAUUUUUAAUUCAAAAUAUUUCUUUGCUUUCACUUCUUCAUUAAUAAAUGAAUUUUCAUACAAUACAGAAAACCUUCUGCUAACAUCAGCAUGCCUGUUGAAUGAAAAUGGAAAAAAGACUAUAAAUAACUUUUUACAUUUGUUUGAACUUUUAAUAUUUCCAAAAAUUUUACAGACACCAAAUAGAAAGCAAAUUAUAAUAUUUUUUCAAUGGAAUUUUCAUGGCUAUUUAAAUCUGGUAUUUUUUAAAUGUUUAGAAGUGGCAAAAUAUGUAAAGAAAAUGCGAUAUUAAAAAAAGGCAUAUGUUUAUUAAUAUAUGAUUUAUCGGAAGGAACUUAUAGCAGUAUAAAUUUAUUCAAACUUCAGUAAAUGGAUAGGUUUAUUUGGAAUGAAUUUCAAACUAUUAUAGUUUUCUUCAGAUAAACUAAUGAAAAUAUGAAGCCUAUUUUAAAACUCUUUGAGUUACUGUAACACAUUUAAUACCCCCAAACCACCCCCUGCCUCACCUGGACACCUCCCCCUGCCUCACCUGGACAUCCCCCACUUCCCAAUUUAAAUAAAUAAAUCCCUAUAUUUUUUUAAAUUGACAAAUUUUUCUAAAUCUAGUACCAACAAUUAAAAGGGAAUUGAUUUGAAAAUUUAAAAAAAAAAUGUUCAAUUCGGUUUACAAAAUUCCGUGUAACCUGCUUAUCAGUGCACUUUGAAAGACUUAAUAUUGAAUAAGAAUAUUGACAACUUGAUGUCAUUAGAAGCAUGAGGUCCCCUAGAAAUAUGAGUAACCUAGAAGCAUGAGAAGUACCCAGUGUCCCCAUGCCUUAAGACGGCACUGAUCUCAAAGCAAUAACAUCUUUCCCCCUCAUUUCGAAUGUAAUGUAUGGAUGGCCCAGAUAUAUGAGCACUUUAAAAAAUUAAAAGCUUAUCACUGACAAUGUCAGUGGUUUCACUUAAUUAUGCUGGGUCUUUAAUGUUGGUAGUUAGCUCUUUUUUUCAGUGUUUCAUUAAUAAAGCAUGUUAGUUUUAUUGCUUUGUGUUUUUUUAUAAAAUAUUAACGAUUGAAUGCAGGCAUGCAACAUUGAAAAAAACGAUUAUACCUUAAAUUGCUUAAUUACAUUUAUAUUAACCUUGAGAGAACAUUUGUUUUUAAUCAAAAUUUGUAUAGUCUAUACAAUGAUUUUUUGUCAGAGUGGAUAAUGAUUAAAAAAAAACUAUUGUAUUAACUCACUGUUCAUCAAUUAUAAGGGUAGAUAACACCUUCAAUGUCAAGUUAAUUUAUUGCUUAUGAAUAAAUCCAAGAUGUCCGUUGUAUGUUGAUUAAAAACAUUAAUCUGAUCAAAUUCUAAAAUAAGUUAUCGACUAAUAAUAUAAUAAUAUUUCUUUAAUUAUGAUGAGCAAGCGUGAGAAAAUAAUAAUAAUAAAUUUUAGUUUGUUAAACUGAGAGCUCACUAUCAAAAGACUUUAAAAUUUACUUUGCUUAUAAACAGAAAAAAUAUUUUGAAUGUUUAAACUUCUUUAGAAAAAUAUAUGAUAUACAUUAAUAUCUCGAAUAGUAUGGGGUUAUGUUCCGAACCCCCCCCCCCCCCCCCCCCGUAGUAUGAAAAACCGCAAAGUAGGAUUUAUAUAUGUAUUUUAAAGCUUAAUAAACCCUUAAAUUGUUUUAAAUAAAAUUAUAUUAUUAUCUUUUACAAUGUUUUUUAGGCUACAAAAAGAAUAUUAUACUGCAAAAAUAAUGAAAAUUAUAAAUAUACAAAAUACAUUUACUUUAUACAGCAAAAAUUCUGCGACAUAGCAAAAAUUUACCCUAGGAGAAAACCCACAAAAGAGAGGACAUAUACUAAAAAAAAAUAUAUAUUUGUAUACUUUUUCAAUCAUCUCAUAUUUUUUAAUUCCAAACUUUUCAAUCCUAUCCAGUCCAAGGUAAUAAUUUAGGACAAACAGUAUACAGCAGCUGGGAAAAGUUCAGUGAUUUAAUGAAAUAUAUUGCUUUGGCUCAUAAUAGAAGAUGUAUCAGCUUCUCGUUCUAAUUUCUUGCAUACUUAUCUCAACAUUUUCUAAAAAAGAGCAUCUUAUUUAGGUAUUCUCAUUUUAUUAUUGUUUUAUUUUAGACGACUGAAUCCAUUUGAUCAGUCUUCAGCUGUUGUACUUAAUCCAGCAUUUGACAAUGCAGCUUUCUCUGAGACCUUUACCACCAGAUUUCUGGGAUCUAUGGAAGUCAAAGGAGACAGAGGCAAGUGAAGUAAAUUCAGACUUGGAUUCAGAACAAAUAAAGUAUUUUUAAAAUUCAUAGUUUGGAAGUCAUUAAAAAAAAACAACUAAUGGAUACAUUUAAUACUUAAAGGCCUUUUUAGUGUGAAUAAAUAAUGGGGCAUCAAGCAGUCUAUCACUUUUUGUUAGUCUCCUUCAAAUAGAACAUAAGGCAGAAAAAUAUUCAUUCUAUUGCUGUUUGUUGUUAGUCCCCUUCAAAUAGAACAUAAGGCAGAAAAAUAUUCAUUCUAUUGCUUUUUGUUGUUAGUCCCCUUCAAAUAGAACAUAAGGCAGAAAAAUAUUCAGCAAUGUCAUUAUUGUCAUUGAUAUUCCUGGGUAGUCCCUACCUUUAUGACUAUCCUAGCCAUUAUCCUUGUUCAUUAUUUCGCAGGGGAGCAACUGGUUCAUUCUACUAUAAGGCAGAUAAUGGCCGCCAGAGCCAUCCACAAUAUUUUUAAGAUGACUGAAUCACUAAUGGUUGUGUCUAGCGAAGGAAUGAGGUUUGUAAACUUAACACAAUUUCAGUUUUGUUUUUUGGCAUAAAUCUGAACUUCAAAUGAGAUAAUAAUUUAAAACUAUCGAAUAGAAUAACUUGAGGCUGUGGGUGGCAAAUGAUUUUUGUGACAUGAGAGUGUUCACCUGGAAGGGUCUUUAAUUUAAAUAUUGAUGCUAUUUAAAUGCACUAUACAUUUUUAUAUCUUUGUGGUAGUUACGAGCACAACUAUAUCUUCUUUUAAAUUAAAUGAUAAAAAGGAGUAGGAGUAAUAGGACAAUUUUUGUCAUUUAACACAUUCUAUCCAAAUUAUAGCAACGAAUAAAAAUCAUAGACCAGUUUUUUGCAAUGACGUAUGUCAAAGCUUUUUUUGUGACAAUAUAUUAAAAAAAAUACACCGUUAGAUUUUGUUGAUUUGUUUAAAAAGAAAAUUUUAAUGAACAGUUAUGCAAUAAACUUGGCUCCAAAUUUGCUUCUGGAUGACAACUUAGUUGGUUUACAACGGAUCUUUAAUGAAACAGUAUGAAAGAAUGACAAUUUAUUUAGUUUACAAUGUGGCUCUAACCAAACAGUACGUAACAAUGAGAAAAAUAAAACCAAAAUUUAAGGAAAUACAAAAAGAACAAUACCAAAGCUAGUGAUCCUAAACUGUAACAAUUUAUUUAUGCUAUUAUUUCUCAUACAAUGUACAUUCACUAUGCAUAGUUUAAAAUUAAGUACACUACUGAAUUUUAUAAAAUAUAAUGGUAAAUAUUCACCCCCACAAUCACUUACUCCAAGCACACACCAUCAUUCACUCUGUGAAGUCCCGAGGCAUUGUCUUGUGUUGUCCAAAGGUGUCUCUUGUAGACUCUGAAACAGUCUAAUUCAUCUUAAAUAUCCCUCAUUUAAGAAGGGUCUAGAAAUUAAAUGGUCAUGUCACUUAAGGAAAGCCAGAGGUUCUAGAUUGUGUAUGAUCGUUUGAUUGUGCUAGGGAAGGAGAAGUCACAAGUCGACUCAAAUAAAUUUGUCUUUAUUUGCAUUUCUUUAUUUUAGACUCAUUGAUCCAUCCAAUAAUAUUAUUCGAGUUGAAUUUGCUCUACAAGAUAUUUCCUUCUGGUCCGCUCAUCCAGAUAACAAUAGGUUUGUUGAACUGUUUUAUUGUUAAAAAUAUCUUAUUUAUCUGAAUCAUUUGUUUUCUUCCGUUUUAACUUUAUGAAUUUUGUUCUGUACUAUCACAGACAGUACUAUUUUAUGCUCCUUUUGGUUUAUGGGAAGGGGAUUGUAUAUAUAUAUACACACACACACACACAUAUACAUAUAUAUAAAUAAGAGAGGCUGCAUUUUCUGUCCACAGCAUAAAAAAUAAUGGAAAUUAUUAGAUUGAGAGCACAUGAUUUUAUUUUUCAAUGAACUAUUUUUUGACAUUUGAGCUCUAAAAAAAUAUUGGCAAAAUUCUAUAAAUCCAUUUUUAUCCAGACCCAAAUUCAUAGAAGGUGAUAAAAAUCAGUGACAAAGUUAAACAAAACAAGCAGGCAAAAACUAGUGUAUUCAUUCCAAAGGGGGGUAUUUGAUAGGUGGUUGUGUUUUAAUAAUGCCAGGAUAACGGCACGUUAACAGAAAAAAGUAUGGGAACAUUAUGGAAAACGGCAGAAAAAUUUCAUUGGGGAAAGAAUAUCACAAUAAUAAUAUGAGUAAAAAAUGAGAUCUUUCAUUGUUAAGUUAGAAUCCUUGGGAAGUAUAUUUAAAGAUUUGCUUUAAUGCAGCCAUUUUAUGCACUAAAAGUGAAUUCAGCUCCAUAGCAGACCAAGUUCAAUUAAUCUCUUUGAAUAUUAAAAUUUUAAGAGUAUAUAGUUUAGCUCAAUAGGUCUUAUGAUAAAUCCAUCACUGUAAAUACGAAGGCACCAUAUUAAUGUUUCACCAAGAUUGAAAUUUUUGCUUCGCUCUGCCCUGUUAGCUGUUACUUGUAAAAAUUUGUGCAACCGGUUUGCUGUCAAGCAUCACAUACCACAAACUUGUUGUUUUAAGAUAAGAUCUACCAUUCUUGGAAGUGAAAAAAAUAUACAUUACUAAUAAACUUCAAAUGCCUUCCAGGCUUUUUGGAUUUAUCACUCGUAAUCGCACGUUGGCUAACACUGCUGCGGAGGGCAAGCAGAGUGAUGGGGACAAAACCCAAAAUGCAGCGCCUUCUUUUGCAUGCCACGUAUUUGAAAGCAACACUACUGCAGAAGAUGUAAGUAGGAAAAAUGACUGCAUCAUCACAUUCAUUUUUAUCCCAAUCUAGCAGUCACCCGGAUUUGCAUCCUUUGGUCCAAAAAAGAGUUCAAUGCAGGCAGUUUUUUUAACACAUCCAUUAUAAGUUUCAUCAAUUUUUUUUUACUGAAAUAGCAAUCUUAAAUAUUGCUGAUCCUGUUAACUGUAAUGUAUCUGCUAUGAUCUACUAGUGUUUCUAAAUUUUAGUUCAAUGUCAGUUCUUUGGAAUUUUGUAUGUCCUCCUAGAGUCAUGAUUUGUUUGUAGCAGAUCAAUAAAAUUUUUCAGUCUCUGAGUAGGAAUCACAUUUAUAGGGAAUUCACUAUAAAAAUUAGUCAUCUUAGGGAAAUAUUUUUUAGUUCAUCACUUCUGUUUGACUAAUUUCAAUAGCUAAACUAUAAAUGCUUGUGGUUUGAAAUAUUUUGGUGUCAUAAUUAAAAUGUGUAAUUAAAAUGACUAUGAUUUUGCCGAUUCCUUUAUAGUGUUAUGUGCUUGGUGUAAGUAACUAGGUUUUUUUAUUUUCAGAUUUGUCAAGCCAUAAGCACAGCUACUAAAGUUGCUUUUCAAGCACUGAUGGUGAGUGUAGAGUGUUGCAUAGCUGUUUUUAUUUGAAGCUUUUCUUCUGUAAUUUUUGUGCUGGAAAUGUAAUGUAAUGUUUUGUAAUCUUUUCAAUACAAAUUGUCCACUUUAUACAAAUAGAUUAUAGAGCCAGAUGCAAAAUGACAAGUAAAAAUUAUGCCCUUAAAGAUUUACAUCAAAUAAGCUACUCAAAAAAUAGAAAGAAGGCAUCACAAGUGUGUUGAUAAAACGUAUGCUCUUAGCAGUAGCAAUUAGGCCCAUUAGAUCCACUUCUGCUUACAUGUUAACAUCCCACAAGACUGAUGCCUUGGUGUGCAAAUUAUGAUGCUUAGUACAAUAACACUGACAUUUUUAAAAAUGAAUAAACUGUAGAUGAACAUAUAAUAAAUAAUAAUAAUAAAGUUCAUUUCAAAAACACGCUUCAUCCCCAAAGGCUGGAAGCGCGGUACAAAGUAAACAAAAUACAAAUUAUCUAUAAUUUACCACAUUUAAAGCAAACGCAGCACUACAAAAACUAAUUACUAGCAUACAAUUGCAAAGUCUUUCUAACCAUUUCAACCCCAAGCAACACAGCCAUUAUGCAUUAACUGGAAAAUAAGGUUGACAAUCAUCCCAGAAGGUGUUUGCGAAAUAGAUGUGUCUUUAAAUCGGCUUUAAAGGACUCCAGUGUCUGGUUGUGUCUGAAAUCGACAGGAAGGGCGUUCCAAAUUGUUGGAACAGCAAAUGCGAAAGUGCGCUUUCCGUAAGUCUCAAGGCAAACACGUGGUGUCGAGAGUUUGCCACUAUCGGAUGAGCGGAGCUCUCUAGUGGGUACAUAAGGCGUAAGCAGCUCUUUCAGAUAGGACGGCGCCAGCUCAUGUAAGCAGAAGGGCGUAAUAAAAUAUGAUCUUAACUUUUUUGCUAAAAUAGAAACUGCCCUUUAUUUUACUCUUUCUUUUCCUAUGUUUUCUUUUAUUAAUUUUCCCAGAAUUUAAAUUUUAUUAACGAGAUUCAAUUAUUAUUUUGACGGGCGAACAACAACAACAUGAUUUUAACACUGUUUAUAUUUCUUCUCAUAUUCUGUUUUCUAUAUUUCUUCUUCUUCUAUAUAUAUAUUAAGGGCCCACGAUCAAUUUAUUGAUCAUUUUUGGCUCCUAUGCAUUUAGAGGGGAUUUACAAUGUUUCUGUGCCUGGUGUUGAUGAGGAUAUUUCACUGGUUGCAAGGGCUACUUUGUGAAUGCUCCCCUUUCUUGUAGAUUGGAGUGACAUGCUCUGUUCUCCAGUCUGCUGGAACUUUGCCUGUGCACAGCGACGAUUUUCAAAUUCCCUGUUCCUAAUCCAUGGGUCGUGACCCCGAAUGGUUUUCUCAAACAGUAAUCUUAAAAAAAAAUGAUUUCAAAUUUUAAAAAAUUUCUUUGGUGUCUUAGUAAAGUUUAAAUAGUUUCAUAAAACCCAAUCUAUUGUAAAUGUGUUUUAUUGACUAUUGACUUUUUUUUUAAUGUACUCGCUUCGCAGUUCACAUUGUUUCUAUAAAAUGGGGUCAUAGGUCACUUUGCCUCCAUGAAAUGGGUAGCAACCCAAAAAAGUUUCAGAACCUGCAUUUUAAUGAAAUGAUUUACUAAAAACAAAAGAGCCGAAUAUAUCCCUCCUAGUUGCCUCGCUUUUUAAAAUCUACGCUCAUUUCAUUUAAUGUUUUGCUUUCAGAUACGUGAAUCAGAAACUCACAGUAUGUUUUUGUUUAUAUAAUCGCAUCUUUAUUACCACCCAGCAUUGUAUGAUCUACAUUUUGUCUGUAAAAGGAAAUAUAUUUACAUAACUCUAAAAAAUACAUGCCUUGAACGGAAUAUUUCCUAACAUUGAGGCUAUUCUUUGCCAGGAUAGCUACGAGUUAUGAACUGCUUGUAAACUCGACUCUGAUUUAAUUGAUAACUCUGCAUGCACACAAAUGUGUUGUUUCAAAUUGCUUAUUAGCAUGACUUUAAACACACAGGGGAAGUGCUAACACUUAUUAAAAUGUUCAAGUCCUUGAGAACAUUUGGCAAACUAGCCUUAAUUUUUCAUGUCAAAUAAAACAAGCUUGGUUUUGGAACUUUUCACUUAACCAAUGUCAACUUGACGCAUUUGUUUUUACAAUCUUUAUAAGUCAGGUGGCAUAAUUAUUAUACUUUUAUACACUAAUAACUAUAGUUCUUAUUUCAGCAUUACUCUUAUCCUACAGAAUAUGGUGUCUGUGUAUUGCAUGUCCAUGUUAUGCCUAGUAGCAUAGCCAAAUUUUGAUCUAAAAAGCAAAAAUAAUUUUUAAAAAGUCCGCUCCACAAAAAAUAAGUUCAAUUUAUAAUGAUCAUUUGGCUUAUUUAUGUAACUUUCAAGUCCAUCAAUUAAAAAACAUAUAUUUUAACAUAUAUAACUCACUCCCCCCAAAAAAAAAAUUUGCCCAUACUGGUAUUUAAUUUUUUUUCAUUCUACACUUAAUCAGUGAGGGACAGAAGAAAGGUAACUGAAAAUUUAGGUUCCCUGACCUUAAUGUGAUUUGUUCAAAAGCUUUAUUUUUUAGUUGUUACCAAAUAUUAAUGCUUUUUAAUUAUUUUCAUUUAAACUAUUUAUUUGUUUAAACUAAUUCAUUCAUAAAUUAUUUUAAAAAAAUAAGUCUAAAUAAAAGAUAUCCUGUCAUUCCGCCCCCUUCACUCAGCCCUGGGUACAAGACGUGUUUUGGAUCUCAGCAUUAGUUUUACUUCAAUUGGCACCUGUGUUGCUGUCACAAAUUUUAUUGAUUAACCAGUUGGCCUAUUGUCAUUCUCCCAUAUAGCACCUCUCUUUCUGAUUUAGGCCAUUCCCUUUUGAUCUUUGCUAGAAUUAAGGAUGGGAGGAGACCAGCAAGGGAGACAUUUUGGAUUUUGUUAAUGUUGCAGUCAUCUUAAGUAGUGUUUACUUUUUUUCUUCAGAAAUUACACAAAACAUUUUUUCUUAAACUUAUGUUGGACACAAACAUUUUUUUCCUCAACAAAUUGAAAAAAAAAUGUAUUUUCUUGAAAAGGCCCCUUAUUGUAAUUUUUUGGAUAAUUUUGGUCUCAUGGGGGAACGGCUAUUUCCCCUGCUCCCUCUCAGGCUAUGCUAUAGGUUAUGCCAGUCGUGCUUGUCAAAACCUAGAAUGAACUCGUAUUAAACUCUCACUUUUUAUAAUCAAGAAACAUGCCCUAUAUGCACUAUACAAUUUUAGAGCAUGUUCACUAUUCUGACAUUACAAAUGAUGUAGUGACAGCUAAUUAGCAGCAUUAAAGAAAAAAAACACAAAGUCAAAUUAGCAUACAGUUUAUAUUUUCACAGUAUGUUAAUGCUGUUUAAUCUUUGUCCUUAAGUUUAUUUGAUAGAUUUUAAUUUGACUGUACAGCUCAUUUGCCUAUUAUCUACCUCUAAAUAUAGUAUAUAACAUAUUUAAAGAUUGUUUUUAAAAAAUCUUAAAAUUAUAUUUAUAAAAAAAGUUUCUGAUGAUAUUUUCUGUACUUCCAGGAGAAAAGGAAAGGAAUAACUCCAACAACAGCAGCUGCUCCUAAACCCAAAGCUCAACUCAAUGAGAAGGUAGGAAAGAAGAAACUUCUUUGUCAUUUCUAACAAAAUUUCUUUGUCUUUAUUAUAAAUGGAACUUAGCUGUACAUGUUAUUUGCCUCUUGAUAUCACACACAUUUGACAUUCAUUCAAACUAUCAAGUUUGUUCUGCUUCUGGUAAUGUUUCGUUGCUACAUCCAUGUACUGGCAUUUUUGCAACGGUUGGGGGUAUGAUGUUGCUAUUCUAAUAGCUCCUAGCUGAUGCCAGGGCAGCCUUGAAGCUUUCGACUGAUGUUGAGUUCACAGUUGCAUCAUUCAGGUUGUUCCAUGCUAUUAUUGUUCGUGGAGAGAAAGAUUGUUGAUACUGAACUGUGUUGCACUGAGGCACUUUAAAGCAUUUGCUAUUGUUUCUGGUGUUAUUGUUUAUGGGAAUGUCAGUGGUGAAAUCAGUGUUCAGUAAGCGUUUUGCUCUGAUCAGUCUACCCAGCUUCUGUGGGGUGAGGUAUGUGCCUGCUGGGAUGGCAGGCACCAGUCCCAUGAUCACUUUAUAUAAGAAUGACAGGCGGAGUCCCUCUCGUCUGUCUUUAAGGGGAGGGAUGUCAAAUGUUGAGUGCUAUGAGAUUGUAUCUGUUUCUUUAAAGACUAACAGUGAUUUAUGCUUAUAUACUCUUUACAAAUGUAUUUAAAAAAAUAUUUUCUACCUUUACACUAUGUUUGUAAAAAAAACUAUAUAUUUUUUAGAUAAAUACUCAACCUAAAAAUUAUCAACUAUUCAUGACAGAACUUGCUUCUGAAGAACAUUCAGAGCCUACCAACUGAAACUGGGAACAAGAAGAGCAAAGCUGGUUUUGAUGAAGUAGAUUCACUGCAAGAUGACCCUUAUGAUGACCUAAACUCACGUCUUCCUCUGAGUCCAGAUGGAAAGUUUUUGAUCCUAACAGUUCUUGAUGAGCCACCUUCCCCUACCAUAGCCUCACCCGAGUCUAGCUUGAAGCACUCAGAAGAAUCCACUGGUGCAGAGGGAGAAGACAGUGAAUCAGAAGCAUAAAGUCUUCAUUUUCAGUUAUGUAAAUCAUUUAAUACAUUUUUGGAACACUGUUAGAAACUAUAUUAUUGUUGAAAAUAAUUAUGGCGUACUUCCAAAUUUUUCUUAAACAGAGUAGCUUGACCUAGGACCCACUUAUUACACUUUUAAGUAGCUCCUAAAUCCUGUUACUUGUGUCUAAAGAUUUCAUUUAGUUGAUUAAGGCUAAUUAAAAUAGACCCAAUAAAAACAUUUAAAAAAAAAAUAGUUUCAAUCUGAAUAAUUUCUUUCCUUUCAAUUCAUUCAUUCGUCAUGCAAUCCAUGUUUGCACAUGGAUUGACCAAUGAUAUGAAAGUGGAACAACCUUAAUAGAUCUUUUGUCCUUGAAAGAAAAAUGUUUUUUUUUUUAAAGUGUCAUACCCCAAAUAAAAAUAAAUCAAUCUGUAGUUACAUUGUAAACAAAUAGUUCCAUUUAUGAGUAACUAAAAAUAUGUUGUUUUCCCUACUUUCUGUUAUAGCAGUUCUAAGUAUAGGAUACACAAUAGUAUUAAUGAAUAGAAUGGACUAUUUGUGACAGUUUUGUACUUGUUGUUAUUAAAAAUUGAUGCUGUUAAUGAGUGUUUCAAUAGAUUUCACACAAGACAUGAGCAGCACAAAUGCGUUUCCAUUGAGCCAUCCAUGCCUCAUUUUUAACAUUAAAUUACUUUUAUUUUAUUGGAUGAAACAUGGAGUGUAAUUAACUCAUACAUUUACUGUGAUGUACUGUGCUAACUCAAUUAAAAAUGUUAUUGAUCUUUGAUUAUGCACAUUUUAGGCGUGGUCAAAUCUUGAAUUCUAUAAUUAGAUGUUAUUGAUAAAGAUACACUACCCAUUCUUUACAAGUUCUAAUGGGUAAUAAAGAGUUUCUCUGGAUAUUUUAAACAUAUUCAGACACCCUGAAAAAUACUGUUGGCAUUUAAAAUUGGCAAAUUCCAAAAAUGAUUGGGUUAACAUUAUGUGGAAUCUUGUUCAUGCUUUACUAAAAAUAUAUGAUUAGUCUGGAACAUUUAUUAUUCAGCAUUUAAGUCCAGAUUUAUUUAUGUGUAUGUGAGGACAUUUUGUUACCUUUUUUACCAAGUUUCUUUCAUUAUGUAUUUAUUUACAACUAGAUGUGAUGUUCAAAUCCUGAGAAAUAUUCAUUUUGUUUGUAUCCAUUGUAUUCUGCUAUUCAAAGCCAACCCAUGGUAUCACAAUAGAUAAAUAUAAUUUUUAAAAUCUUUUGCUUUGUUGAGGUUUAUGGUUUAUCAAACUGCUUUGUAAUGAAGUUAUUAAGAUUAAAAAAAAAAAAAAAAAAUGCUUUGAAGAAGCAUAGCUCUUAAUUUGUGAGAGAAAUAACAGCUGCUGUGGAAUAAUUUUUAAAAUCUUUUUCUUUGUUGAGGUUUAUGGUUUAUCAAACUGGUUUGUAAUGAAGUUAUUAAGAUUAAAAAAAAAAAAAAAAAAAUGCUUUGAAGAAGCAUAGCUCUUAAUUUGUGAGAGAAAUAACAGCUGCUGUGGAUCAGUUUAUACAGCAAAUAAGCAAUAGAAAAAAUUUAGGCCAACAUUAACCAACAAUUGGAUUGACCAAACUCACUAAUUCAUUUUGUUUGUAUCCAUUGUAUUCUGCUAUUCAAAGCCAACCCAUGGUAUCGCAAUAGAUAAAUAUAAUUUUUAAAAUCUUUUGCUUUGUUGACGUUUAUGGUUUAUCAAACUGCUUUGUAAUGAAGUUAUUAAGAUAAAAAAAUUUUAAAAAAAAAAUGCUUUGAAGAAGCAUAGCUCUUAAUUUGUGAGAGAAAUAACAGCUGCUGUGGAUCAGUUUAUACAGCAAAUAAGCCAUAGCAAAAAUUUAGGCCAACAUUAACCAACAAUUGGAUUUACCAAACACACUAAUAUAAAGACUAAGGAACACAUUUAUUAUUUAUAAAACUUGAUAAAUGAUGCGGCCGUGAUUGUCAUUCUAGGCUUGGCCUAGUGAGCCACUCGUCAAAGUGUAGAACUACAUAGCUACUCCAUUGUCUCACGAAGACGGAAGGAUGCCAUAUAUAUAUGAUAAACGUGCAUUAUAAUUCAUGUUGUGUAUUUUCCAAUUGUAAAUGUUUUUUAAAUAAGCUCUAUUUACUUUGAAUGAUAAUCACUCUGAUAUGAAUGGAACAAAAAUCUUAAUACCCAAUUUUAAAAA
This is a messenger RNA of Lymnaea stagnalis (great pond snail), 34909 nucleotides long. The record is from the annotation of a GenBank genome assembly. NCBI's taxonomy places the organism in Eukaryota, Metazoa, Mollusca, Gastropoda, Lymnaeidae.